Oreochromis niloticus (Nile tilapia) is the source of this 3227-nucleotide messenger RNA. Its product is annotated as transmembrane protease serine 9. Gene Ontology annotation, biological process: proteolysis. The transcript is spliced from 10 exons. The record is from RefSeq and is a predicted model, not a curated record. Gene Ontology annotation, molecular function: serine-type endopeptidase activity. NCBI's taxonomy places the organism in Eukaryota, Metazoa, Chordata, Actinopteri, Cichliformes, Cichlidae. The coding region runs from base 20 to 1921 and encodes 633 amino acids.
UCAGAGAGAGGUGUGCUUAAUGCAGACAGAGAGGAGGAGGAGAGAGGAAGGUUAUUUAUGCCUCAGCAGGUCUGGAGGUAUGGAUCUUACAGCGAUGGCUUUCUACAAAGUGAUGUGUUUGGCUGCUGGGCUGAUGCUCCUGACCCAAGAGUCUGAGUCACAGCUGGAUGUUUGUGGUCAGCCAAAGCUCAACACCAGGAUUGUAGGAGGACAGGUGGCCCCUGUUGGCAGCUGGCCCUGGCAGGUCAGUCUGCAAACAUCUGGGUUCCACUUCUGUGGAGGAUCCCUCAUUAACAGUCAGUGGGUGCUGACUGCUGCUCACUGCUUUCAAACCAGUACUGUAAAUGGUCUGACUGUGAAUCUGGGCCUUCAGAGUCUAGAGGGAUCUAAUCCCAAUGCAGAGUCUCGGACAGUAACACAGAUCAUCAACCAUCCAAACUACAACUCUGUUACCAACAACAACGACAUCUGCCUCCUGCAGCUCUCCUCUCCGGUGACUUUCACCAGCUACAUUUCUCCCGUCUGCCUGGCAGCUUCAGACAGCACCUUCUACAGCGGUGUUAACAGCUGGGUCACCGGCUGGGGCAAUAUAGGAAGUGGAGUGUCGCUUCCUUCUCCAAAAAACCUGAUGGAGGUGGAGGUUCCUGUUGUAGGAAACAGGAAGUGUAACUGUAACUAUGGAGUGGGAGAAAUCACUGACAACAUGAUCUGUGCCGGGUUAAGUGCAGGAGGAAAGGACUCCUGUCAGGGGGAUUCAGGAGGUCCAAUGGUGAUCAAGCAGAGCGGUCGCUGGAUUCAGGCGGGAGUCGUCAGUUUUGGGAAUGGUUGUGCCAGGCCGAAUUUUCCAGGAGUCUACGCCAGAGUAUCCCAGUACCAGACCUGGAUCAACAGCCAGAUCUCCUCCAACCAGCCGGGCUUCAUGAUGUUCACGUCCACUGGGACCAACAGUGACCUCAGUGUCACCUGCACAGGACUGCCACCAGUGCCAACCACCACCCCUACUACCACCACCAGCAAACCGGUGUUCUGUGGACAAGCUCCGAAGAAUUCUGGCAUUUUGGGAGGAACCUCAAUGGCGACAGCCGGCUCGUGGCCGUGGAUGGCGAGCCUGCAGAAGAACGGAAGUCAUGUGUGCGGUGGGACUCUGGUGGCCUUGGACUCAGUGCUGAGCAACGCCAACUGUUUCUCAAGCUCUCCUGUAGCGUCCGAGUGGACUGUCGUGUUGGGGCGUCUGAAGCUAAAUGGAUCCAACCCCUUUGAGGUGACGCUGAAUGUGACAAAUAUCACUCUGAGCAACACGACCGGGACCAACAUAGCCAUCCUCCGUCUAUCUGCCCAGCCCACCCUGACCGACUACAUCCAGCCCAUCUGCUUGGACAACGGGAGAACCUUCGCCGAGGGCUUGGCGUGCUGGGCGGCCGGUUGGAGUCCUGGAAGAGGAGGAGCUGAGGAAGUUAUGCAGCAGUUUAACACCUCGGUGGUAAACUGUGGGAACUCAUCAUCCAGUGAGAGCAUCUGUACAGACGUGUUUGCACUGCAGCAGGGUGAUUCUGGCGGCCCGCUGAUGUGUAAGCAGGACGGCUCUUGGUUCCAGGCGGUCGUGCUAACAGCUCCAAGCCCCUCUGCCAGGAGAAGACGACAAACUCCAGUUAUGACCUUCACCAGAGUGAGCUCCUUUGACUCCUUCCUGAUGGAGACGCUGGAGACACUCUUGUCUCCAGCCUCCAACACCACCAUCACUAACCCAACCAAUGUCUCCGUCACCACCACUGCCAGCAGUACCUACACCACCACCAUGGUCACCACCACAACUCGCUCGAAUAGUGUGUUCGACAGCAGCGAGGGUUGUCCUGCUCACUCCUUCAUCUUUGUCUUCUUCCAUCUCCUCAGCCUCGCCUUUUGUCUCCAACUCUGCCUUUAGAGAACUCAAACUUGAUUCACAUGAUGUGAUGGACACAGAUGAAUGUGAACAAGCUUUGACUUUGAGACUUUACAGGCUUAAAGCUUUGCCUGCUAAUCUUUGACUUCAUUCUUAACUGGUUAUCCAAGUGGUGAAGCUGUGGAGGAUCAAAUUGGACGUGAAAUUCUACUUGAUGAAUUAUCAUCACAAACAUCUGAACCACCUGGAGGAGGAGGAGGAUUGAGAGGUCGACUACAAAUCCCAGAGCGCACUGGAGUGUGUUAAGGUUCAAAAAUAUAGGGAAGGAAACACAGGAGGAAUGCAAGUAACCACACUGGUCCAAAGGGUAAAAUGAUUUUAAUGAAAAAACACGCGUGGGAGAGUGGGCUGACUCCGUAAGCAGAGAGCCCCACAAUCUCAUCCUCCUAACAUCAAACUACAGUUUUAUAUGCAUCAGAGUAUAUUUAGUGACGCCCCCUCAUUGCGUCAUCACAUACAUCAGCUUCAAAACCACAAAUGUUCUAUUUGACAACUUGAGACACAAUUAAAAGGACACUGGCUUCCAUCUUCUCCCCGGUGGUUUCCCGCAAGGCCGCUCAGCUCUCGCCUCGUGCACCUGCUUCUCCAUCAAACAGUCACGUACACACAGAAACUGCACCCUAGCCAAACAAUUUAAACUUUCACCUACAAGUGAACCUCUAACUAAGUGUGUGUGUGUGUGUGGUUACAUGUAUGUCUAUGUGCUAACCACAAUCACACCCCAUUUCACCUGCCGACUAUCUCCUGACCUCCCCCAGACCGAGAGACAGAAGCCGCUCUCGUGUAUGUAAUAACCGAACCGAAACUAUGUAUGUGUACUCUACUGAAUAAAUGUUUUAAUCAAGAACCUCUACUGAAAGCUUAAUCAAAAGAUAUAAAAGUAUAAAAAAUAAUAGCAUCAUCGAAACUGCCCCUCAGACUAACUUUCACUCAGACUCUAGUUUUGGUUUCAUUUCCUGCAAAGCAUGUAACUUCAAAAACAUGUAACUUCCUGUCUUAUUUUGGCACAGAGUUACUCUGCGUGGGGCCUUUUCUUUCACCAUGCCGUCUGCAUACCAACAUUUAAGAUUAUAAAUUCAACUCAACAGUUUAAAGUGGUUAUAACUGCACCUGUAAUAAAGACUGAUAUGAUACCAGUAUAUUUGAACAUUUGAAUGCAAUAUCACUAUGAAUAAUUAAUGUAAUGGUAAUACUGAUUAUAAAAAUAGCAACAAAUAAUAGCAGUAAAAUAUCUUUCUACUCUUCACAAGUGCUAACAUCCAAUAAAAGAGCCGAUGGUGAUAUUUUU